AUGGGUAAUGGGUUGUCGCGUCAUAUACGGUAUAGAACCCCCCUAGAUGAAAGCAGCGUACGUGCAAACCCUACACGUGUACUAUCAAUUAGGAAUUGGAAUGGUAGACACACACCAGUGGAUUCAGCAUAUAUAUACGCUCUGCAGUCUGCUACAGAUAACAAAAAAGUAUUUAUUAGUUGCACUCCGUUCGAUCAAAUAGCCUAUGAACAAAUCAACACCUUACUUGCUAAAGUAGAAAAUUGUAUAAUAUUUUCGACGGGUAUCGGUAAUUAUUUUGAUAUUCUUGAUGAAAUUGAUUGUUUUAUACCUUGUCUUAGUGCUUAUUAUUAUGAUGAUCGUCAGUGUCAGGGUGAAUUCACGUAUGCUGUCAAAGGAAAAGUCAAGAUCAUACCAAUUAGCAUUCAAGACAAUGUGACUAGAUUCAUGCCAGACUGGAUACAAAUAGGUUUACAUCUGUCGGAUAUCUUAACACUCUCCAAGUCCCAAUCGUCUCUACUCAAGAGACUGCAGAAAGAAUUUAUCGAAGUGCAGAAAAGGAAUGAACAAGAAGACUUUCAUAUCAGCCAUUAUCAGAGAUCGAACCCUACACUCAUGACUCCAGCUCUUUCCUUAAAAAAACGUUCAGCUGACAAUCAUCGUUACAUUAGUGAUCCCGAUAAUCUUGAAUGGACUCUAGUUUUCCAUGAUCCAGCUAAGAAACGUGCUCAAUUUCAUAAAAGACUCAAUAAAACUAAGACUGAACCAAAAAUUCGUAGAAUGUUGACCGGUAUUAUGUCAUACUAUAUCAAACUAAAUCAGUUCACACCAACAGUUGGUUCAUUCUUUCGUCAUGCAAUCGAACAACAGAAUCUGGCAUAUAUUCUGAAAGCCUAUACAAGUGUAACGAAUUUUUCUGGGAUAUUGAACAGACAUUUAGCAGCCGAUUCGUUAGCUUAUUUUACACCUACCCUUGAAAUUGGCAUGGAUUAUAGCCGCCUAAAAUGCUUGAUUGAUUAUAUUGCACUUGUUAUGGAAUACACUAAUUACAAAGAAAAUAUCUAUAAGGAUAUUGCAUACCGUGGACUGGUAUUGGCAGAAACAGAUCUCUACAAGUAUGUUGUCGGUACAAAGAUUCUGAACACAGCGUUUUUAUCGACUUCUAGAGACAGGCACGUGGCUGAAAUGUUUUCUGAUAAUACGGGAAGUGAUAGAAUAUCAGUUCUUUGCACGUACAGAAUUAAAAAUGAUCGGACUGCAUUGGAUCUUACGCCAAUUUCUGAGGUACAAGAUGAACAGGAAGUACUUAUACUACCGUUUUCAGCAUUCUAUGUCAGACGAGUGGUCAAGAGUAGUAAACCCACACUUAGACAAAGAAUAGAGAUGGAAUUAGAAGAAUGCGAUGAAAUACCAAUGGCCGCAAUUGAGAAUGAAGAUGAAGACAAUCUAGACAUAUACACAAAAACUCGUCUUUGA
Messenger RNA from Didymodactylos carnosus, 1455 nucleotides. The record is from the annotation of a GenBank genome assembly. NCBI's taxonomy places the organism in Eukaryota, Metazoa, Rotifera, Eurotatoria, Philodinida, Philodinidae.